GCACGGGCUGCGCGCGCACCUGCCUCCCCGCGGGACCUGCAGAUGCCACAAGGGCUCUCUCUCUGUCCUUCCUGAAGGCCACACAAGUUCAGCCCGGCUGUCCUUCCGUCUCCCGACCCCGACCCCCGACCCCACUUCCCUGUCUCUGCUUUUUCUCUGUCCCCCAGCGUCGCCACGUCUCGCGGGGAGAAGAGGGCAAAUUUUUUGAGUUGUCGCUUCUCCUUUAAGAAAAAAAGCCCAGGCGGCAGCCGGAGGAAAAGUCUCCGCAAAAAUGGCGGCGGCAGAGGCGAGGCGGGGUCGAGGGAGUCACGAGGACCCGCCUUGGCGCAGGCGUACGGCCACGCUCAGCCGAGAGCAUCCUGGGAGAUGAAGUCCUGUUUAUCAAGACGCUAAAACUAUGUAGGAAGGCCGGGGCCGAGAGGAUGCCGGGAGAUUAGCUGCUGGCGACGGGAAAGAUGCCUUGUUGGAGGAACUGGAACGCUCCACCCUGCAGGAUAGCGAUGAAUAUUCCAGUUCUACUUCUCUUCCCCUGGAUCAGCCUUCCAGAAAGGAGGAUAACCAAACAGAAACUUCAUCAACACCUGCCGCCGAGGACAGCACCAGGCCCUUGCUGGCGCAGCUCGUGUAUAUCACCAAUAUGCAGGACCGCAAUGUCUACAGUGAGGUCCAGGAGCCGAAGAAGUCACCACCACCUGCUAAAACCUCAGCAGCUGCCCAGCUGGAUGAGCUCAUGGCCCACCUGAGUGAAAUGCAGGCCAAGGUGUCAGUGAAAGCAGAUGCUGGCAAGAGACCUGCAGCCGACAAGCAGGAACACAAGCAGGAGCACAACACUUCCUUGGACUCAAUGCUUGGGGGUUUGGAGCAGGAACUGCAGGACCUUGGGAUCCCAACAGUGCCCAAGGGCCAUUGCGCUUCCUGCCAGAAACCCAUUGCUGGAAAGGUGAUCCAUGCCCUGGGCCAGUCCUGGCACCCGGAGCACUUCAUCUGCUCUCACUGCAAGGAGGAGAUCGGCUGCAAUCCCUUCUUUGAGCGGAACGGCCUGCCCUACUGCCCCAAGGACUACCACCACCUUUUCUCUCCACGCUGUGCCUACUGCGCAGCUCCCAUCCUGGAUAAAGUGCUGACAGCGAUGAACCAGACCUGGCACCCGGAGCACUUCUUCUGCGCUCACUGUGGAGAGGUGUUUGGUACAGAAGGCUUUCACGAGAAAGACAAGAAGCCAUAUUGCCGAAAGGAUUUCUUAGCCAUGUUCUCUCCCAAGUGUGGUGGUUGCAACCGCCCAGUGUUGGAGAACUACCUUUCAGCCAUGGACACCGUCUGGCAUCCUGAGUGCUUUGUGUGUGGGGACUGCUUCAGCGGUUUUUCUACUGGUUCCUUCUAUGAACUGGAUGGACGUCCGUUCUGUGAGCUGCAUUACCACCAGCGCCGAGGAACCCUCUGCCGUGGAUGUGGGCAGCCUAUCACUGGCCGCUGCAUCAGCGCCAUGGGGCACAAGUUCCACCCUGAGCACUUUGUAUGCGCAUUCUGCCUGACACAGCUGUCGAAGGGCAUCUUCAGGGAGCAGAAUGACAAGACCUACUGUCAGUCUUGCUUCACCAAGCUCUUCUCUCUGUAAUCUCAGCUGACCCACAGCCUCUUCAGGUCCCCGUUACAACUGAAAGGUAGUGACCUGUGGCUUCAUGUGUUUACAGAUUGAAGGCAGUGAGCAAAUAAGGGAACUUGCAGUUGUUAUAUGUACAGGCGUAUAGUCUUUAUUUUUAAUACUUAGGUUUAGAUCUGGGUCCUGGUAACAGUCCCCAUAAGACGGUUUUUUUUUUCACAUACACAGUUUCUUUCACUGCUGGUUUUCUUAGAUUUCUCCUUUUCCACUACGGCUGAUGUCCCUGCUCCUAACUGUCCUCUCCCAUGCUUCCUGCAUUUCCCUGUGGCACGCUAUUCCACGUUCACUGCCACGAUUUUAUCCUUACUCUCAGGAACAUAAAACCGUUCUCAAGCACCCUGUUUCUCCCUCCAGUGCAUUUCUCAUUUUCAAGAGGAAGUAACCUUUAAAUAAAAUAAAUAAAUAAAUUAGCUGUGGUUUUAAUGACUCAUUGUCAUACUUGUUUGGUAGAUAAACUUGCCUUUUUGCUUGUUAUAUACUAUGCACUUUGAAUUAAAUUUGUACUCUUGUGUUUUCCUCCGUAUAAUGGGGAUUUAAAAAUACUAGCAGUAAUUAAAAGCAAGGGCUCUUUACUUUAGACCCAUAAUCAUCACAUAUGUUUGGAUGUAGAUGAUUGGAUCCUAUUAAAAAAACAAAACUUUAUAAAAUUGUUUUCUUCACAUUGAUUACAUAAGGAGAGCAUCUGACUCUCCGUUGGGUUAGAAGUUCAAACACCCAUCUCCCUCUACUUCACAAACACAAGUCUGAACACAAAUUAAAGCCUGUUCUCAGAGUUUCUUUAAGAAGUGGUGCUGUAAGGGAUUUUGUCAUUCUGAGGGCUGGGUUAGGGAAGGCACGGCCCAAAGAAAAACUCUGCAAGUGCCUUCCUCAUGUCUUCACAGUUUGUUACUAACACUGCGUGAGGAGUCAUCCUUCCUUAGAGACGAUACUGAUAAAACCUGUGCUUUUCUAUUAUUGAAAAUAAU
This is a messenger RNA of Ochotona princeps (American pika), 2625 nucleotides long. It is a transcript of the gene LPXN, whose product is annotated as leupaxin. Bases 638 to 1615 code for a protein of 325 amino acids. The record is from RefSeq and is a predicted model, not a curated record. Gene Ontology annotation, biological process: endothelial cell migration; substrate adhesion-dependent cell spreading; negative regulation of B cell receptor signaling pathway. NCBI's taxonomy places the organism in Eukaryota, Metazoa, Chordata, Mammalia, Lagomorpha, Ochotonidae. The transcript has 9 exons.